UUGUUUCUGAUUUUCGAAAAGCAAACGUAAUUAAAAAAUAAUCUUAAUUCACUUAAGUUGUAAAUAUAUUUAAUAUUAUAAAAUGAGCAAGGCAAAGGUAGCGUUGCGCGAUAUUUCGCCAGUGAUGCAAAAGCUAAGAGAUUUCCUUCUAGGAAGGAAACAUACUAAUGCGUUACGCUUUGAGCCACUUGUGGCGGCUAGAACUCAGCCACCACCGCAGAUCCCUGACGGAUCAUCUCACAAGCACGCUCAAAACUACUACUAUACUCGGGAUGGCCGCCGUGAAGUAGCUCCACCUAUGGACUUGACAAAGCAGCUCUUAUCAGCUAGCAGUGACAAGGGAGCACCAAAGCAAGCCGCUAAUGUAAGACCUACGCCUGGCCCCGUGUACCAGUGGGACAAACACUAUGAAUAAAUAGUAGCCAAUUUAUUGAAUUAUCAAACCAAUGUCAGAAGUUUUUAAGUUAAAUAAAGUUUAUGUAGAAUAAGGGCAGAACA
Molecule: messenger RNA, 498 nt
Organism: Spodoptera exigua (beet armyworm)
Lineage: Eukaryota; Metazoa; Arthropoda; Insecta; Lepidoptera; Noctuidae
Source: the annotation of a GenBank genome assembly